Molecule: messenger RNA, 4307 nt
Organism: Amoebophrya sp. A25
Lineage: Eukaryota; Dinophyceae; Syndiniales; Amoebophryaceae
Source: the annotation of a GenBank genome assembly
GGGAGGAAAACUUCCUACGCAUCUGGUAACGCGAGCAGUUCCGGCUUCUCACGUUUCCCAGUUUUUGGGACAGCUUGACUAUAUUCCGUCGACGGCGGAUAUGUUGGGUAAAACAAGAGAAGACUUCAUGACGGAGGACAAUGAUCAGAAGGAUGAGAUCUAGGAACGAUGGAAGUUCCGUUCUGGAGCCUUGGAAUCUUCGGACCAAAGCCGUACUUCUUCUGUUCUUGUCUGGGUGGGCUUACGCACAUCAAGAUAAACACUUGCUAGCAUUAUUUAACGAAGGACUUUACUGCUAUGACCAAACUCUGCGGGCUGGUUAUAUGUGGGUGAAGUGAGUCCGAUCGAUUCGGGAAGAGGCCGACUGUCUCUUGGCCUGUUCUAGCUCAGCAACAGCAAAGUCUAUCAACCUAGUCAGGCUGGGGCACAGUGGUUUGCGAAUCAGGGAACGCUGGAUGGCUGGUGGCGUAAAGGAUUGACCCCCCUUUACCCCGGCAUGCAGUGACUCGAGAUUAUAUGUUGUGAGCCGGAUUCACAUGAGACGUCGCCCUGGGGGCGUCUAUGGGAAUACUCGUAGUUACCGGACUCACUUUAGAGCAUAAGAUAGUCUCACUUUGUGCCAUUUCCGAGGGAAAUGGCUGCCAUGGAUCUAGACCCACAAUGGGUUGUUGAUAGACCGCGUGACACCGUUGAAGAUGGGACCAUAGACGGAAACUGCUUGGAAGUAAGCGGGUUUCGCUCGCCGUUAUGGUUAUGUCUAGAUAGGCUUCGCCUAGCGACACCAUUAGGAUUGACUUAUGUCUGCGCAUUGGUCAUGGAAGUCUUUGAGAGCGUUGCGGAGGAUAUCCGAUCCUACGCCAGACGUGGUCUGCAGUUGGAUGUAGCAGCCGCGCCUUGCGGGUGCGAAUCUGUUGGAAUGUCAGAAGACAGGACCUUGCUGUCGCAGCGAGUAUAGCAAGGACGCUUGCUCUGGUGCGUGAUGGAAGGUCGUAACUGGGGUGGCAGUACAGGGAGCCUUACGGACUUGUCUGUCUGCUGACUGGCCAGGCCUUGGGUGCUCUUCGAGCACUAGCCUCAUGUGGGUUAGGUGUCUAGCGUUAGCACAAUGACACAGUAUCAUCCUUCCUUCGGUUGGAUCUUGGUAUAGUUUGCAUGAUGUGAUGCUUUGCAGGUGUUGCAUUAUGUGACCGGACAGCACAUUCACGAGGUGGGUGCUGACGCGGUGCUGCGAAGGAGGGGCAGCACCGACCUGGCCCGAGGUGUCCAACGGGUGCGUCCAUCCGCUGCGCGGGUGGGCGGAUGGAGGAUCUGCGAUCUCUCCUUGACUAUCUUGACUUCAAUGCACUACAUAACGAGAUCAUGGCAUUCGCCUGGUGUAAGUAGACUGUGCAGGAACUGGUGACAAGUCAGAUGCUUCUGGUGAUGGAGCUGCAAGGCAACUCACGUUGUUGCAGUGACUCUCACGCGGGAGGAGCGUUCUAGGAAAGCAGCGAUGUUCAAUGUGAAAGAUAGUGAGACUAUCUUAUCUUGUUCUGAGUAUGGUAAAGGCGUGACUUCUACUAUGAAUGAUUAGAACAUGCUUUAUUGCCUCUAAUAUCUGCCGGGUGGAGCACCAGCAACUGCGAGUAAAGCGUCUUCGCGUGCGAUGCUGACUGUCUCUACUACGUUGGCGACGCUGGUAUUGGGUGCUAUCGGAACGCUUUUCUUCGCGGAUAUUGGCCGUUCGGCCUUGCUGGUUUAAAUAAUUGGUGUUUUUCGUUGAACUAGAACGUUGAAGGAAAAAGUAGAAGAAAUAGAAAGACUCCAGUAGAAGAAGAAGAAGUAUGUAUGGUUUUGAUUUGAAAAAUUUCCAUAGAAGAUGUUUUACGACGACAAGGUGCUUAAAUAGUCUUCAGUACUAGAGCAUCUAGUAGUACUGGCUGGCAUUUUAAGUAGUCCCGUCGACAGUUUCGGAAUACUGAUCUGGGCAUCCUACCAUAAUUCAGGAGUGGUCGCUUUCACCUACCUGAUGUUGUGGCCAAUUAGUUCCAUGGUGUUUCUAUCCAGAUAACUUCUAUGUAUUUAGAAAGAAUUCGAGUAACAGUAAUUCAUUGUUGACAACAUGAACCUGAUAAUGUAAUGUGAAGAAAAAGACGGUAGAGUGUAGUUUCUUUGAGUCAGUACGUUAUCCUCUGAAUCUUCGGUUCCUGUCUUCUGGUCAGUGAACCAUGUUCGUUUAGGAAGAUCCUCUCGGCACAGGAGAGAAGAUCAGAACAUGCUGGUCUCUUUAUGCGAAAAAGUAAUAAGUAGAGAAAAAAUAGAUAUAGAUUGACAGUUUGUAUUAUUGGCCGCAUUUCAAAACAAAAUUGAAUUUCCAACACAGUUCGAUUUUCCUCUUAUAAAUAUAUAAAUGUACAAGUAGAUUCUUGUGAACAAGGAUACGCAUAAUGUGAAGUAGAGGACGGCAAGUAAGCAUAGGCAUCCAUAGCCAACGUCAACCGGACCACGAAUACCAGCGGAUAUCCAUGCUCUACUAAGAUGAAGAAGAUCUUCAGGAGCCGCUCACGUCUGCCAGUUUUCCUGGUAGGCCCACACCUAACCUAACCAAGAUGCUAAAUUUUGACUUUGUCAGAUAUCUUCUUCUACUGUCGUUCUUGGACAACAUUCUUUGUUCUUCACCUAGCAUCCGCAUUGCUCAAUAUGUUGGAGGCUGGUCUACAGGUGCAUUGUUGCCCACGAUCUAGUUGUAGUAGUAAUAGUAGGUGCAUUUUUGCGGUUCGAAGAUUUAGUUCUAAACUCCUUACAGAGUUCAACGUCGACCGUCGGUUCUCAGUUGUCUUAGAAGUCGUGUGUCCUCUGGAUGUUGACUAAGGUGGUUCUCAACAAAAACUAUGUACUAUUUACUCUUGCACACACUCCUCACAUCGUGGUAAUGGCCUUCGACGUCUUCUAUAGUUUACGAAUAAGUCGUAUCUAAAGGUAUUCGAACAUGAACUAUAAAGCUGCGGGGGCCCCCGUCUUUUACUUGAGUUGUUGCUUGUGCAUCAAGUCUUUGUGUUAAAAACAUACAAAUACUAAGUACGACUACUACAACAUAGAAGUAUCAAUUGGAAGAGCAUAUUAUAGCAUAGAAGAUAGUGACAGACUUACAAAAAAUAGACAAUAGGAAUGUGAUUUUGAUUAGGAUAAAGAAAGAAGAAGUGACCAACAUGUAAUCGAAGCUCCUGCUUCAGGUGCCCUUCGAGCUCGGCUAAUAAAAGAUGUUCUCCUAGUUCUACGUAGUCGAUAUCUUCAAGAACAACAACAACAAGAACUUAGAAGUAAUAUAUUUAUAUAAAAACUGUAUGUCAUGAGAACGAGUGGUCAGUCGUAAAGAACCAGGAAGAAUGGUUGCAUUCGAAGAUUUUUUUCUUUCAUCUCCUUUUAGUUUUAGUAUUUACUAGAACUAGUAGUUCUUGUACUUCUAUGGGGAUUAUUCUGAGAUUUUUUUUUUCAAUAGAACAAGUAGUAUGUAUCAACUUCAAACAGUAUCUUCACUUCUUGAUCGGGGACAUAAAAAUUUGCAAACACUAGUGUUUGUUCACAUUCAUCUUCACACGUUUUUCUACAUAGCAAAUAAGUGCCGUUAGUCACUGAUUGUCACUUAGAAUUGUCUUGUGUGAUGUAGAUAGAAGUAGAACUAGAAAACUGUGACUGUCGACGACGGCGACUGUGACUGUCGACUUGCAAGCCUGCUGUGCCUUAUUCGAACUACACGUAUCUAGUAUCACCUGAAAAAUUCCUUUACCUCUUGCUGGUGACAUGACUUGUUUCCGCUCGACGAUUUUUUGCUGACAAACUAGCGGGACAACUAGCUACCUUAAAAAGGGAAAAGGUAGUUCUUCUUUGCGAACCUUGAGCGAGCAAGGGGAAAGAGCGGAAAUAAGAGCCUUCUUGAGCAAGCAAGGCAACUGCAUUCAUCUUCGAAGACAAGGAGCUGCCUUCGAUGAGUCCUAAUUUCUUUGUCAAGGCUUUCCUGAUUUGUCCAUGAUGAAGGCACCACUAGUUGUCCAGAAUGAAGAAGAUUCUGCGAAGACCUCAAUCGUUCUUUAUGAAUGGAAGAAAAGUAAAUCAUUGCUCCCACAUGAUGUUGAUGGACAAGAAAGAAUGCGUUCUCUCGUCCUUAUAGAUGAACAUGAACUAAGAAAUAAGUAAGCAUAUUACGAACAAUCACUACAUAGAAUCCGAAUAUUUUUAUUCUUAUCAGGUUCGUUGAGGAAAGACAGGGAUUGAAGAUCUUCUACUUCUUCAUGAUCUUUCUACUUGGGUAACGACUCCUGUGUUCAAGG